AGAGAGGCUAAUUUAAAAAACUGAGGCGGGUCACGUGAAAGGAUUGCGUAUCCUACAUAUCUUGUUGGCAAGCAGCCUGAGUCUCUUCCACCUAGUUUUUAAGGGGCGGGGAGUACUUGGGUGUUGCCGUCGACCUCGACAAAGAGUCCAGUGGGGGGAAAAAAUCGGAUUAUUUUCAUUCAACAACCGCCUGGCCUUGUGUCUCUUGCCCGUCGCAUCAUCACCGAAAGGGAUCUGAAUACUUCAACUAUGGGAGUCGAAGGCUGCACUAAAUGUAUCAAAUACAUGCUUUUCUUCUUCAACUUCAUCUUCUGGCUCACAGGAGGUGUGGUCCUGGGCGUGGCUCUAUGGCUUCGACAUGAUGGUCACACCAGCAGCCUGCUAGAGUUGAAGUUUGACGGCCAUCAAGCACCAACCACCUUCUUAAACAGUGUUCACAUCCUGAUCGCUGUUGGCGCAGUGAUGAUGGUUGUCGGGUUCCUCGGCUGCUAUGGUGCCAUUCAGGAGUCUCAGUGUCUUCUUGGAACAUUCUUUGCCUGCUUGGUGAUCCUGUUCGCUUGUGAGGUGGCAGCUGGAAUCUUUGGAUUCAUGCACAAAGAUUCGAUUUCCAAAGAGCUGAUUACCUUCUAUGACAAUGUUUAUGAGAACUCUGUAGUAAACACUAUAACAGACCAGGACAAGGACAAGAAACAGGCUGCCGCUGCUGUGCUGAAGGUCUUCCAUGAGACGUUGGAAUGCUGUGGUAGGGGCAUCAGCAACGCGUUCACUACGUUAUUCGCCCAAGGUUUUACAGACAUGUGCCCCAAGUCAGUCUCCGCUACCACUACAGACUGCCAUGUAAAAAUCAGGGAGCUCUUUAACGAGAAGGUUUACCUGAUUGGCAUCGCUGCCCUGAUAGUUGCUAUUAUUAUGAUCUUUGAGAUGACCUUUAGUAUGGUCCUGUGCUGUGGGAUCCGCAACAGCCCGGUGUACUAAAGUCCAGGGGGAAGAAGCAAGGGCUAGUGACCUCUGGAGAUACUAGCCAAUGACUGAAGGAAAAUAUUUAUCUUCCUUUUUUUUUUAUAGCCUGUCACUUCCUCAAAUAGUUGCUUGCCAAGUUUGUCAGUUGUACAAGAUCAAAAAUGCAUCUUCUCACACAGUUUUUGAUAAUGCGGUACCAACUAUUCUUGUCAGUCACAGAUAGCUGUUCAAUAUUUUGACUAAUGUUAGUCUGUACAAAAUGUUGAGGUUUACAUUGGCAUGGCAUUUAAACACACACACACAUGAAUACAGAUCCUGGAAUUAUCUUGUUUUAAUUGUAAAGUAUUGCUACUUUGCUGGAGUCCAAAACAUUGUAUUCUGUUGGUUUAUCAAUCUUUUUUCAACUGUAUAUGUAUAAACUGUAUAUAUUUGCAGUGCUUUAUGACUGGCAAGCAUGGAUAUUGUAUUGAAUCCCUUCUCCCCACAUUUUUCUGCACUCACUGCUUGUCUGCCUGACUUUUCUCCAUAGACAACAACCACUAAGAAACAGUGAAUGGAUACUAUUGAUUUGUCUGUCCCAUCUAAAACCAAGAUAAUAGAGGUGAUAGUUUCCCCUGUGCUUUUAUAACACCUACCAAUCUAAGCCAUAAAGAGAGCCCAUGCCUCCAAGCCUUAUGAGUGGAAUGUCCCAUCCUCCCCAACAACACCUUGUUCUUGUAAAACUACAUUGAAUGUCCUGUCCUUAACCUAUUGCUGUGUACUAUGCAUAUCUACAGAAGCUUCACUUCCUAGGCUGGCGCAGCGGACAAACGCACUGCAGUGCUGAGGCGACACUACAGCAUGGGGUUCGAACCCAGACACAACCGGCCGUGACCGGGAGCCCCAUAGGAUGGCGCACAAUUGGCCCAGUGCCGUCUGGGGUAGGGGAAGGUUUGGCUGGUGGGGCUUUCCUUGGCUCAUCUUGCUAUAGCGACUCCUUGUGACAGGUCUGGAUGCCUGCAAGCUGACUCCAAUCAUCAGUUGAACAGUAUUUCCUCUGACACAUUGGUGCAGCUGACAUCUGGGUUAAGAGAGCAGUGUAAUAAGAAGUAGGCAGCCAGGCUGGUCAUGUUUCGGAGGACGCAUGACUCAACCUUCACCUCUCCUGAGCGAGCCCGUUGCAGAGAUGAGCCAAGGGACCUAAUACGGGGUAAGAAAUACGCUGGGCCUGGUUAGUACUUGGUCGGGAGACCGCAUGGGAAUACCAGCUGCCAUAAACGCAAAAAAAAAAAUUAAAGAAAAAAAAAUUGUCACCUUCAGCCGUUCAAACAAAUCUAGUUUAUUUUCGAAGAAUCCUUUUUAUGCCUGCUUGUUAUACUCUAACAGUCAAACAUCUUAUUAUGCUGGGACUUGCCGGACAAUGUUGUAUCUGUGCUGUAUGAUGAUACUGUAUAAUACCACUGACCAUGCAGUUGUGAGAGGUUGUGUUUGUGUCAGGAAGUCAAAUACUGGCCAUGUUAACAAGUCAAGUCCACGACCAACCCACCACUAGGGGGCAGACCUGUUGUGAUGCUUCAUGGUAUUCCAUUGCUAUGGUUCCAAAUCCAGGGGAGCUCUUGUCAUACAUUCUUGCUCCACUGUGACUUUGGUUGCCUGCUCAACUGCAAAGCACUUCUUACCGGUUCCAUUUCGAUCUUCAGCUUCCCUUCAGAGUUCACAGAUUUGAAUCUGAUCCAUUAGAUGGCUAGGUGGAGCUAUCAUCCUAUUAUCUACACCCUUCCAGUCCUUUCAGAUCUGUUAACACUGAAGGGGUAGGGGCUAGGGACUGAAAAGGAACCAGGCCCUUAACAUUCACCUAUAUACACACAUAAGCACUUAAACACUCACACAUACUCACUCCAUCAUUUGUGUAGUCCUACAUAAUAGACUGUAUGGCUUUCUAAGCCAACCAAAACCUAGUCUUGUUAACACAUAAUGCCUAUGCUGAUAUAUGGUUAAGUGUCUUGUAUCAUGUACAGCUAUAUAUUAUUGUACUAAUGACCAUGUAAAGACAAUGUAGCUAUGCCUUUCAUUGUGAUAUUUUGUCUGGUACGUUGUCAAAAGAAAAAUGGGUGUCGGCUUCAGUGGCAGUGUGCAGGACUGAGAAAUCAGUUGAGUUACUAAAGGUUGGGAAGAUUAGCAACAUGGCUGUAUAUGCUGUACAACACAAAGGUGAAAGAACAAUGCCAGCAAAAGAGUGUCUCUCUUUAGUAUCUAUGUCACUGCCCUACUGUAAAAACACUAUACACAAUGUAGUGACUGAGACUCAAUAGCCCACUGCUGCUCAAAUCUGUGCCCUUUCUCUCCUGUUUUAGAUUUUAAUUUGGUUAUGUUGCCCAAGUAUUAAGGGAUUAAAUGUAUUUUACAAAUAA
This is a messenger RNA of Salvelinus fontinalis (brook trout), 3350 nucleotides long. Its product is annotated as CD81 protein-like. The record is from RefSeq and is a predicted model, not a curated record. The coding region runs from base 250 to 975 and encodes 241 amino acids. NCBI's taxonomy places the organism in Eukaryota, Metazoa, Chordata, Actinopteri, Salmoniformes, Salmonidae. The transcript has 8 exons. Gene Ontology annotation, cellular component: membrane.